AUUAAACAAACUCUUCUAAUCUGAAUAUUUAAAUGCCUUUAAUCUAAUAUGAGAUAUCUUUUUAAAUAAAUAAUAGUUUUUGGAAAUGUAUAAGGCCAAAAUCAUUAGCACAAAUACCCUAAUUUUGGGGUGAGUUUUAAGCUUCAUAUAAACGUGUUUUAACUCGACCUCAUUUCACAUUUAUGCCCUUCAAUUUUAGGUCUGCACAGGAAGAUACUUAAACUUGUAUAAAACUGAACAUGUAGACACGUGAGUCCUAUAUAUGCGUCAUAAUACACGCAGGACAUAAAUUGUCAUGUAGGAUACCACAUAGGACGUGCGUGUCUAUUUGAUCAAAUUUAUAAAUCAAGUGUCUACUUGUGCGCAUUCAAAGUUGCAGGGCAUAACUGCAAGUAUGACAUAAUACAUAAAUAUGACUCUUAACUCGACUUCAGUUGACAACUAUGACCUUUUAACUUUAGGUGUGCACAAGUAGAUACUUAAACUUAUAUAAAGUUGAACAAGUAGACACAUUCGUCCUACAUGGCACCCUACAUGGAACUUUUGUGUCCUAUGUAGCGUUCUACGUGUAUUAUGUCAUGUAGGACAUGUGUGUCUGCUUGUUCAAUUUUAUACAAGUUUAAGUGCUUACUUAUGCACAGUCAAUGUUGGAGGUCAUAGUUGUCAACUGACGUCAAGUUAAGAGUCAUGUUUAUGUAUUAUGACACAAAAAUAUGUUGAUUAAAAUAUCAUUAAUUAUAAUCUAAUUUUGAUGGGAAUAACUUUAUAGAUAACGUUUGCCUUGUCGGACUUAUUGCCAAGGGUCUUUCUGAAACAACCAGUCUAUCUUUACGAGAUAGUGAUAAAAUCGAUCGACGUAAUUUCUUGUUUUUAAGACACAACUUGUGCUAUUGAACUUAUGCCUUUAGAGUAUAACUUGUGUCAUGCAACUUUGAAUUCUUGCCUUGCACUUAGUAGAGAAUAUAUACUUCUCUUUAUCAUUUACCUCAACUCUAUCAACUUUCUACUUUUAUGACUUUUUACUCUGUUGGAUUUUUGAAGCUUUAAAUACUCAAUUCCAUCAUAACAAUUAUCACACACUCAAACUACUGCUUCCAAUAUUAAUUUUUUACAUAGAGACUUUACCUUUUGCAAAAAAAAAAGUGUAAAUUUCCAUACAGCUAUCCCUCUUCUUUAUUUUUUUUUUCAAUCAAAAGUAGUAGUACUAUUCCUAAAGAUGACUGAUGCAUUUGUGUCAUUUGCAGUUCAAAAAUUGGGUGAUUUCCUGAUACAACAAGUUUCGCUGCGUAAAAAUCUGAGGAAGGAAGUUGACUCGCUGAGAAAUGAGCUACUCUUCAUGCAGUCUUUCAUCAGAGAGGCAGAACAAAAGCAAAGUGGUGAUCAAAGAGUUCAACAAUGGGUGUUUGAGAUCAACUCUAUUGCUAAUGACGCUGUUGCUAUACUCGAGAGUUUCAGCUUCGAGGCUGGUAAAGGUGAUGAUGAUAGAUUUGUUAGUCGUCUCAAGGCUUGCGCUUGCAUAUGUAGGAAGGAGAAGAAAUUAUACAAUGUAGCUGAGGAGAUCCAAUCACUGAAGCAACGAAUCAUGGAUAUCUCUCGCAAACGAGAGACUUAUGGUAUUAUAAAUAUCGAUAGUACUAACGCAGGAGAAGGACCGAGUAAUCAGGUUAGAACGAUGAGGAGAACUACCUCAUAUGUGGAUGAGCAGGAUAACAUUUUUGUUGGACUUCAGGAUGUUGUAGAAAAAUUGCUAGCUCAACUUCUCAAAGCAGAGCCACGUAGAAGUGUCAUCUCCAUUCAUGGCAUGGGCGGAUUAGGGAAGACCACUCUUGCAAGAAACCUAUACAACAGUCCUAAUAUAGUCUCAAGCUUCCCUACACGCGCUUGGAUAUGUGUUUCUCAAGAGUACAACACAAUGGAUCUUCUUAAGAAUAUCAUAAAAUCCAUCCAAGGUCGCACUAAGGGAACUCUAGAUUUCUUGGAAAGGAUGACAGAAAGCGAUCUAGAAAUUUACCUUCGUGAUCUAUUGAAAGAAGGCAAAUACCUUGUAGUGGUUGAUGAUGUAUGGCAGAGAGAAGCAUGGGAGAGUUUGAAAAGAGCAUUCCCAGAUAGCAAGAAGGGCAGCAGAGUUAUUAUUACCACGCGGAAACAUGAUGUUGCGGAAAGAGCUGACAACAGAGGUUUUGUCCAUAACCUUCGUUUCCUAAGCCAAAAAGAAAGUUGGGACCUCUUUUGUAGGAAACAACUUGAUGUUCGGGCAAUGGUUCCAGAAAUGGUAAGGAUAGCUAAAGAUAUGGUGGAAAAGUGUAGAGGCUUACCUCUUGCAAUCGUUGUAUUGAGCGGACUACUUUCACAUAAAAGGGGGCUAGACCAAUGGCAAAAAGUGAAAGAUCACUUUUGGCAGAACAUUCAAGAUGACUCCAUUCAAAUCUCCUACAUACUAUCAUUGAGCUACAACGAUUUGUCAGCUACACUCAAGCAGUGUUUUCUAUACUUUGGUGUUUUCCCAGAAGAUCAAGAGGUCGACGCUGAAAAGAUAAUACUGUUGUGGAUGGCCGAGGGUCUCAUACCAAAUGGAGAAGAAAGAAUGGAGGAUGUCGCUGAAGGAUUCUUGAAUGAGCUGAUAAGACGAAGUUUGAUACAAGAGGUACGUUCCUUUUGGGAAAAGGUUACUGUCUGUAAGGUUCAUGAUUUACUUCGUGAUCUUGCCGUACAAAAGGCUUUCGAUAUAAAAUUCUUUGACAUUUAUGAUCCAAAAAAGCACUCCAUAUCCUCCUUAUGCAUCAGACAUGUCAUUCAUGGUCAAGGAGAAAGGUACCUCUCACUUGAUCUUUCUCACUUGAAGUUGAGGUCAAUUAUGUUCUUCGAUCCAGAUUUUCGUAACAUGCAUCUUACAAACUUCAGUAGUGUGUUCCGACAUAUAUAUGUGUUGUACUUGGAUAUUGGAGGUUAUGUUAUGACUGAUGUCAUCGGAAGUUUGUACUACCUCAAGUUGUUAAGCUUGAGAGGUGUCUGUAAUAUUCCCUCCUCCAUUAGCAACCUCAAGAAUUUAAAGACACUUCUUGUCGAUGACCAUGGAGGGUUUAGCCGUCUACCCCAAAAGACAGUUGACCUAAUAAAUCUAAGACAUUUAGUUGCUCCAUAUUCAGAGCCUCUGAAAUGUAUAAACAAACUCACGAGUCUUCAAGUUCUUAAAGGCAUUCGUUGUGAUCAGUGGAAAGAUGUUGACCCUGUUGAUUUAGUCAAUCUUCGAGAACUAAGCAUGCAUGAUAUUACCGAAUCUUACUCCCUAUACAACAUUAGCAGCUUGAAAAACCUUAGCACUCUCAGAUUAUUGUGUUAUGCUGAUGAAUCAUUCCCAUCUCUUGAAUUUGUCAAUUCUUGUCAAAAGCUCCAGAAAUUGAGGUUAAGAGGGAAAAUAAAGAAACUUCCUCUGUUUCCAAGUUCCAUCACAAUGAUGGUUCUUUGGAAGUCAAAACUCAGGGAAGAUCCGAUGCCUAUUUUGGGAAUGUUGCCAAACCUAAGGAAUCUCGAAUUAGAAGAAGCUUAUGAAGGAAAAGAAAUAACGUGCAGUGAUAACAACUUCAGUCAACUUGAGUUCCUCCGUCUUCAUCGUCUUGAGAUGCUAGAAACAUGGCAUUUAGCCCCAAGUGCCAUGCCUCAUAUUAAAGGUCUUGACAUCAAAUACUGUCCACAUCUAUAUCAUAUACCCAAGAGAAUGCAAGAUGUGGGGAUAACUCCUUUUUACACUUGUUCCGUAAUCGUAGAGUAUUUUCGCAGAUGAAAAGAGCAUUCCUGGAUAGCAAGAACGGAAGCAGAGUAAUUAUUACCACUCGCAAAGAGAAUGUCGCUGAAAGAGCAGACAACAAAGGUUUUGUCCAUAGACUUCGUUUCCUGAGCCAAGAAGAAAGUUGGGACCUCUUUUGUAGGAAACUACUUGAUGUUCGAGCAAUGGUUCCAGCGAUGGAAAGGUUAGCUAGAGAUAUGGUGGACAAGUGUGGAGGCUUACCUCUUGCAAUUGUUAUAUUGAGUGGACUACUUUUGCACAAAAGGCGUCUAGAUGAAUGGCAAAAGGUGAAAAACCACCUUUGGAAGAACAUUAAAGAUGACUCUAUUGAAAUCUCCUACAUACUAUCAUUAAGCUACAGCGAUUUGUCAACUGCACUCGAGCAGUGUUUUCUCUACUUUGGUAUUUUUCCAGAAGAUCAAGAGCUCAAGGCUGAAAACACAAUAUGGUUGUGGAUGGCUGAGGGUUUCAUACCAAGAGGAGAAGAAAGAAUGGAGGAUGUC
Molecule: messenger RNA, 4287 nt
Organism: Solanum pennellii
Lineage: Eukaryota; Viridiplantae; Streptophyta; Magnoliopsida; Solanales; Solanaceae
Product: disease resistance protein RPP13-like
Exons: 2
Coding region: 1217-3781 (854 amino acids)
Biological process (GO): defense response to other organism
Molecular function (GO): ADP binding
Source: RefSeq, a predicted model, not a curated record